UGCUUUCUAUGAAAGAAAAUAUACGUAUCAUUUUACGUAAAUACGGAUUAUAUACAGUUGCUGUGGUUUAACAAUUAUUGGAUAAUGAUAUUAUAACAGGAACUUUAUAUUAAACUUCGUACAUUGCAAUUUUGUGGUCUUAGAUUUUAUUAUGCUUUCAUUACAUAUGGACUGUUGUGGUUUAGAUAAAAAUGUAAUUUAUUUUCGAAUGAAAAUCCUUGCAUGCCUUAUCAGUGUUUACAAGUGCGAAUAAGCAGAGAUUUAAUAUGCUGUAAUUUUUCAAAAGUAUAUAAUUAAUCAGGCUACUCUUGCGUGUUCGACAAUUGUAUAGUGGACAAGUGUAUCCUUAUUUAAAAGAGCGAAUUGAUAUAUUGAUGGAAGGUUGUAGUGGUCGUUCUCCCUCACGAUAUAUAGAUUCAUUGCGUGUUAUAAUUGGAAUGUAAGAGAUGACAUUACUCUAAACCGUGCAAUACCAAUAAAACUUGAUAUUCUUUCUUCCGGGUAGUUGUUGGUUAAACCUUUUGAUCUAGAACCUGAUAAAGGCAUUUAAGGAUACACGUGUGUGCAGUAAGAUGAAUUGGUCAAACGUGUCCACGUCGAGCGAUGGCGGGGCAAUUCCAGCUAACCAGUUUGCGAAUUUAACUGCAUUCGACAUUUUGUACUACACUGCUCCACAAGUGGUUAUGAUUGACAGGGUCAUCACGCCGUUCUGGUACAUUAUUGGUUUCCUGGGCAAUCCAAUUUCGGCAAGGAUAUGGUUGUCAAGGAAGGUUUGCAAGUCAAAUUCUUCAGCUGUAUAUUUUGGUUCUCUUGCCGUCGUGGAAACGGUUUACCUCAUGCUGCACGUAGUAUAUGAACUGCAGAAUGCCUGGGGAAUCAACACCUUUCACACUCCUGUCAGAUGUGAAAUAUUCAAUUUUCUUCUCAUUACGCCUCAGUACAUGGUCCCGAUGCUAGUCUUGGGUUUCACAACAGAGCGGUAUAUAGCGGUGUGCCAUCCAUUUGUGAUGGAAAAAUAUUGCACAGUAAAACGCGCGGUAAUAGUGAUAUGCUGUAUGGGUUGCGCCUCGGUCGCCCUGGGGCUAAUUCAGGUGUACGUGUGGUCAUACAGUGACAUGUUUGGCUGCGUGUUUCGCGAAGGCGCUGAAAUCUUCCAGCAAGCGUGGACGUGGUUCACAGAAAUGCUCCUGUUUCUCAUUCUGCCCGUGGCUUGUCUAUUGCUUAACUUGCUUGUGAUCAGAGAAAUCAAGCGGCUUUCAAUGGAAAGCGCCGCUCACGGUCAGGGAACAAACCCGGCCUCCACAAUCACGUUAUUGUGUGUCUCGUUCUACUUCAUAUUUACACUACUUCCGGCAACGAUUGUGUACGCGAUGCAGCAGUCUGUCACGCAAGGCGACCCUUCACUUCCGCUUGAGCAAUGGGCAUCAGACCCAGUAUGGAGCAGUUAUUUCACGUACUUAACGAUCCGUAAAAUCGUGGAAGAAAUUUGUCUCUCUAAUUAUGCAACGUAUUUCAUUAUUUACUACGCCACAGGUGUAUACUUCAGGCGUUCAUUUAGACAGAUGUUGUGUACACCUAUCAAACCAAACAGUCGUGCCAAGACUUCAGACUUCAGUGUGUCGUUAUCUAACGGCAAGCACACGUGCGCAGAGACAGUUGUUCUGAAUGACAUGGAAUCUCCGAGUGACACAUGACAUUAUUUAAUAAUUAAACAAGUUUCGUGUAGAGAAUUUAUUGCAAAACCUUUAUAUAUUUGCUUAUCAUCAAUAACAUUUGGUUACACGUUUUGGACAUCUUACUUCUUGUAUAUUACUAUUUAAUAAUGUUUUAAAUGUAUGGUUAUGUUUUAUGAAUGCAUUAAGUACUUACACUUGAAUUUCGUAUAAAAUAGUUUGUAUAUAAAUGCCUUUCCUUCAUAAUAGGUUUCGUAAGAAACCAACUGGCAGCAUUAAUUAAAACUGUUGUUUUUUUCGGAGAAUAAAUUGUGUUUUAGUCUACAUAAAAUAUAUCUAAUACACGUAUCUGUCAGCUCUUUUGUAUAAACUAUUUGUGUUGAUAUGGUAAUGAUUAA
Molecule: messenger RNA, 2071 nt
Organism: Mya arenaria
Lineage: Eukaryota; Metazoa; Mollusca; Bivalvia; Myida; Myidae
Product: G-protein coupled receptor 4-like
Exons: 4
Coding region: 573-1694 (373 amino acids)
Biological process (GO): G protein-coupled receptor signaling pathway
Cellular component (GO): plasma membrane
Molecular function (GO): G protein-coupled receptor activity
Source: RefSeq, a predicted model, not a curated record